AAAGGAUUCCGAAAAUAAUUGUUCGCAACUUACAUAUGUAUCGGUUCUGGCCGAAACUGUUACGGAGAACCGAAAAAAUGUUGUAACUGUUAUUAGAUACACAUACGUAUUGGUUCUAACUUACAUCGGUUUCGGUUCUUCAGAACCAAUAUUGUAUCGAUUCUAUAAUUGUUAUUUUUCAGUUUUAUAUUUCGGUUCUGCUGUUUGCAAACGUCCUUAAGUUCAUUAAAUGAAACACAUGCAAUUCAUUAGUAAAUAAUACACUUAAUUUCAUUUCAUUUUAUCUUUAUAAUUUAUUUUUAGUGGAUGAUUAUGAAUAUUCAUCAUCGGAUGCGUUAGAAAAUCAUUUUCACGAUACCGAACAAGAGGUGCAAAACAGUCGGGAUGACUGCGAUUACAGAUCGUCCACCCCUGAUAGACCAAACCCGGAUUCGGCAUUCGAUAUUAUUUCUGGUCAAUCGAGUCCACUCGCUCGGGAUACCGUUGAUUUUAUCAUUUCGUUGAGCCAGAAGGUCAAGACGGGAGCGAAUGCGACGAACGAUGACGAUGGGUCACGAGAGUGGAGCAGCGAAGAGGAACCAAAGUCAAAGAAUCAGAGCCGUGCACCAUCCAGAAGUUUGGGAGAGAACUACCUCGAAGAUAAUCGGAACGAGAGCGAAUUGAGCACCUCCGACGAAACCGGAAAAACGGAUGAGCCGCUGGAAGACGUACAAGAGAGAACCAUUAUAUCUUUUCUACCUGCGGGCGAGGACUUGCAAACGCCUGGCGAUAUGUCAAAUUCAGAUUUCGAGAAUACGGAGACGAUGUUGCCUUCGAAAAGAUCUGCUGGUUCGAGAAGAUCGAGCCGUUCGGCGAGUAGAAAUUCCGUCGAUUUUGAGACGAUGAAAUCUCCAAGACACAGUUCACGAAGUAGCUCGAGAAAAUUGAGCUUUGAGAUAGCAGCAAUUGACAAUAAGGAGUCCGACGAUUCUAGCGAAGAUAGAGUUGUUUCUUCUAUGCAAGUGCAAUGCGACAUUGAGAAGGUAACAUUUAGGUCUCGCAGGGAAUCGCUAGUAGAAGAGUCGCCCGCUAUAAUCAUCGCCUCCAGACCUCAUUCUUCCACCGAGGAUUCUGAUUGUAUUGAAAAUCACGAGGAAUCUACCAGUCAACCAACAGAGAACGAUAAUCCUCUAAGGUUCGUUAACCAGUCUACUGAAAAUAUCAGUUCAGAAGGACAAAACAAAGAUAGUUCCAGUGAGACGAACACGGAACCAGGAAUUUUGAAAAUUGAGCCUCAACCUACCGAACCGAUCGCUACCACCAAACGGAAACCUUCGAGAGUUCCUCGCGUUAUAGGUAGAUCUCGAAGCCGAGGAAAAGUAGAAAAAACUGAGAAGCUGAAACCCAUAGUACAACAAUGUUUUGCUCAACUUGAAGACAAAGACUGGGAGAUUACUGUGAAAGGGCUAAAAACGUUGAUGCAGAUUGCAAAACAACAAUCAGAAUAUUUAGACACGUACGCCGCGGGAAUAAUAUGCCGCCAUUUAGGUCGACUGAUAAAAAGUCUCCGAUCGCAGGUAGCGCGAACCGCCUGUCUUGCCGCCGGCGACAUUUUCGCUUCUCAAAUUCGUGGCAUAGACCAGGAUUUCGACGAUAUAGCCGCACCUCUGCUGCACAGAACGGCAGACACGAAUCGAUUCCUACGAGCGGAUUGUAACGCGGCCUUGGAUCGAAUGAUCGAACACCUUCCGCCUUUCAAAACAAUUACCAUCAUCGUACAACGUGGUGCUAGUCAUCAGAAUGCAAUAGUGAGAGCAGCUACAGCCAGAUUAUUAGCUUCUGUGGUCGAUCGAAUAGGACCAGAGCAGACUUUGAGUUUGCCAAGGGACGUCAGAGACAAGUUACUUUUUACCGGGGCGAAAUUAUUGAUGGAUGGAAAUUUGGACGCUAGGUAAAA
This is a messenger RNA of Ceratina calcarata, 1936 nucleotides long. RefSeq lists its product as uncharacterized. Gene Ontology annotation, cellular component: cytoplasmic microtubule; cilium. NCBI's taxonomy places the organism in Eukaryota, Metazoa, Arthropoda, Insecta, Hymenoptera, Apidae. Gene Ontology annotation, molecular function: microtubule binding. The record is from RefSeq and is a predicted model, not a curated record. The coding region runs from base 771 to 1934 and encodes 387 amino acids. Gene Ontology annotation, biological process: microtubule cytoskeleton organization. The transcript is spliced from 8 exons.